CACUCAGAUGCAGAAACUCAACGGCUGCGCCAUCGACGACGGAUGCUCACGCAAGAGCUGCCAUGCCAUGAAACGAUACAGACGCAGAGCCACGGUGGAUGACUGAAAUAAGGCUAUCUGUGCGGCGACCAAUGUUGUCUAUCGAAGGACGGGCUGUCGGUGUCGCUCGCCGAGCCAAUUUGGACCAAAUUACUGUUGCUCGUUUAUGCUCAGUCAGAUACGCUUUCAAAUGCUGUGCCGAGAUCUAUCGGCAUCACUAUGUACGCGUCUGGGAACCGAACACUUGGUGCCGACUAGCUGUCCAAUCGCCAGCCAACGCGCGAUUGUAUGUUGUGUUGAAGUUGGCCAUCAUACGUAUCUUUUCCAAUCUAUCUAUGCCAGAGGAUUCCGCAGCUGGAGCGCCGCAGCGCAUGGCGAGCGAGGAGGACACUGCGACGAACUACACGAACCACCUUGUCGCGUACAUGUACCCAAGACAACGCCCGCCAGCCACACACCUCGCGUUGAUCAUGCCUCUUGGCGACCCCCAAGCGCUCCCAGUAACUAUCUGGGCCAACCGCAUCACAGGAUCGGACGUCUUACAUGCACAAACAAGCAAGGCACGCCCUUGCACUGACCGGAAUUGAACCGCCAAACGUUCCUCCGUCAUCGUCAUCAUCAUCGCACCGCACGCCACCACGCGAUCGCUAAAGUCACAUUCGCUUCGCACGUCAAAUUCGUACAUGCACAUGCACAAGUAGAAGACAGGAGCGCGAGGAGAUCGGCGGUGGGGAGUGGUAGAAGAGAA
Molecule: messenger RNA, 787 nt
Organism: Laetiporus sulphureus 93-53
Lineage: Eukaryota; Fungi; Basidiomycota; Agaricomycetes; Polyporales; Laetiporaceae
Exons: 5
Coding region: 99-626 (175 amino acids)
Source: RefSeq, a predicted model, not a curated record